GUUUCUCUUUUUUCGUUUUGUUGUGGAAAUUUAUUCGAGUACCCGGAUUCCGGACCCGACUCCUGUUACUCAAUCCAGUUCCUCUCCCUCCCUCCCACCCCGGUCUCCGUCGUGAGUGUGCAGAGAAACAAUGGAGUGCGUGGUUCAGGGAAUUAUCGAGACCCAACAUGUUGAGGCCCUGGAGAUUCUUCUUCAAGGACUUUGUGGUGUUCACAGGGAGCGCCUAAGGAUCCACGAGUUGUGCCUAAAAAGUUGUCCAAAUCUAGGUUUAGUUUCUUCAGAGGUUCGACUUUUGUGUGAUCUGGAGCAGUCUGAACCAACUUGGACGGUUCGGCAAGUUGGUGGUGCAAUGAGAGGUGCUGGUGCUGAGCAAAUUUCGGUGCUGGUCAGGAACACCGUAGAAAGCAAAAUAAGCAAGGAUGCACUACGCUUAUUUUAUGCACUUGGCUACAGGUUGGACCAUGAACUGCUGAGAGUAGGAUUUGCCUUCCAUUUCCAGAGAGGAGCUCAGAUAACUGUAACUGUGUCUUCAAUCAAUAAAAUGCUGAAACUGCAUUCAACUGAUGAGGCUGUUCCUGUAACUCCAGGGAUACAACUGGUUGAAGUGACAGCCCCUGCUUCAUCUGAAAAUUAUUCUGAAGUUGUUGCUGCCGUAUCAUCUUUUUGCGAGUAUCUUGCACCGCUAUUGCAUUUGUCAAAACCGGGCAUCUCGACUGGGGUUGUUCCAACUGCUGCUGCAGCUGCUGCAUCGCUGAUGUCAGAUGGUGGUGGCGCAACAUUGUAGCCCAUGGGUGAGGGGUCCGUACGCUUGCACCCUGUGUUACUUGGACUCGAGUCGAGCCCCAUGGAUGGGGUACUCUAGUCCAAAACAUAUGGGUAUGGAAGGGCAAACUGAAAAGUUCAAGUAACAUUAAAUGGACCAAUCAUUAAUGCUGUAGACUGAUUUUUGUUCGGAUUCAGUGGUUUGGGAUUGAACUUCGAAUCUUGGUUCUAGCUAAAAUUGGGAUUCAAAAAAAAAAAAAAAGGUAAAAAAUGGGAAUUUAUGGAUUUUUGGGCAGUAUUAGAAUGGGUAUGACCCACUCGUAUUGGUUCCACGA
Molecule: messenger RNA, 1097 nt
Organism: Coffea arabica (coffee)
Lineage: Eukaryota; Viridiplantae; Streptophyta; Magnoliopsida; Gentianales; Rubiaceae
Product: mediator of RNA polymerase II transcription subunit 18
Biological process (GO): regulation of transcription by RNA polymerase II; termination of RNA polymerase II transcription
Cellular component (GO): mediator complex; core mediator complex
Molecular function (GO): transcription coregulator activity
Source: RefSeq, a predicted model, not a curated record